Messenger RNA from Monopterus albus (swamp eel), 666 nucleotides. Its product is annotated as tripartite motif-containing protein 16-like. The transcript has a single exon. NCBI's taxonomy places the organism in Eukaryota, Metazoa, Chordata, Actinopteri, Synbranchiformes, Synbranchidae. Gene Ontology annotation, molecular function: protein binding. The record is from RefSeq and is a predicted model, not a curated record. The annotation marks the transcript as partial.
AGAGACCAACUACAGGACGUUCUGAGGGAGACAUCAACAAAUGUCUCACUGACACUGACUGAAGUGGAUGUUUUACUGUCAACAGCAGAGCCCAAGACCAGAUAUGGAUUCUUAAGAUAUUCAUGUGAAAUCACACUGGAUCCAAACACAGCAAACACACAACUGUUAUUAUCUGAGGGAAACAGAAAAGCAGCAUUAAUGAAAAAACAACAGUCUCAUUCUAGUCACCCAGACAGAUUCACUGAUAAGUGUCAGGUCCUGAGUAGAGAGAGUCUGACUGGACGUUGUUACUGGGAGGUGGAGUGGACAGGGAGAAGAGUUAGUGUAGCAGUCGCAUACAAGGAUAUCAGGAGAAGAGGGGGCUCAAAUGAAAAUCGAUUUGGAUACAAUGACAAAUCUUGGGCAUUAUAUUGUGAUCAAGACAGUUAUAAUUUUUGGUACAACAACAUCAAAACGCCCGUCUCAGGUCCUCAAACCUCCAGACUUGGAGUGUACCUGGAUCACACAGCAGGUAUUCUGUCCUUCUACAGCAUCUCUGGAACCAUGACUCUCCUCCACAGAGUCCAGACCACAUUCACUCAGCCUCUCUAUGCUGGACUUCGGUUUUAUGGUGCAGUCUUACCUUUUCUUUAUGAAAACACUGCUGAGUUCAUUAAACUCAAAUAG